CCAGUUUUCAACUACUCCCCACACUGCAUACAACAUUCUCAUUCAUCUCAUUCAAGUCAUCAGCCUCUCAAUCAUGGCGUGUCAACAGGGCAAGACGAAAGAUGAGAUGGUGGUGAGCUUGCAGACCAUCAAGAAGACCCAUGUCAAGCCCAGGAAGAAGCUCGGGAGGAGGGAGUGCCAGUUGGUCACGUUUGAUCUUCCGUACCUGGCGUUUUACUACAACCAAAAGCUGAUGUUCUACAAGGGGGGCGAUUUCGAGGGCAUGGUGGCGAAGCUCAAGGAUGGAUUGGAGCAGGUGCUCGAGGAGUUUUACCAGCUCGCCGGCAAGCUUGGGAAGGAUGAGGAAGGGGUGUUCAGGGUGGAGUACGACGAUGACCUGGACGGCGUCGAGGUGGUGGAGGCGGCAGCGGAGGCGGUCGCCAUGGAGGACCUGGCGGCUGAGGAGGGCACCGGCAUUUUCAAGGACUUGAUUCCUUGCAAUGGCAUCUUGAACUUGGAGGGGCUUCACAGGCCUUUGUUGGCCAUUCAGUUAACCAAGCUGAAGGACGGGCUAGCCAUUGGGUGCGCGUUCAACCACGCCGUCCUCGACGGGAACUCCACGUGGCACUUCAUGAGCUCGUGGGCCCAGGCCUGCGGCGGCUCGCCCGCCGUCUCGGCCUCGCCCUUCCUCGACCGCACCAAGUCCCGCAACACCCGUGUCAAGCUCGACCUCUCCCUCCCGCCCGAUCCCUCCUCCUUGUCGUCCAACGGCGACCAUGCCAAGUCCGCCCCGCCGCCCCCCCUGCUCCGCGAGAAGGUCUUCCGCUUCUCUGAAUCGUCCAUCAACAAGCUCAAGUCAACGAUCAACUCCAGCACGCCGUCGGAUGGCUCGAUGCCCUUCUCCACUUUCCAGGCCUUAUCUGUCCACAUCUGGCGCCACGUCACCAAGGCGCGCGACUUGAAGCCCGAGGACGUGACUGUCUUCACCGUGUUCGUCGACUGUCGGAAGCGGGUCGACCCUCCCAUGCCGGAGACCUACUUCGGGAACCUCAUCCAGGCCAUCUUCACCGGCACCGCGGCGGGGCUCCUGAUGGCGCACCCACCACAGUUCGGGGCGGGGAUCAUACAGAAGGCCAUCCUCGCGCACGAUGCCAAGGCCAUCGAGGAGCGGAACAAGCAGUGGGAGAGCGAGCCCAAGAUAUUCCAGUUUAAGGACGCGGGGACGAACUGCGUGGCGGUCGGGAGCUCCCCGAGGUUCAAGGUGUACGAGGUGGACUUCGGGUGGGGGAGGCCCGAGGGGGUGCGGAGCGGGUCGAACAACCGGUUCGACGGGAUGGUGUACUUGUACCAGGGGAAGAGUGGCGGGAGGAGCAUUGAUGUGGAGAUCACUCUUGAGGCUGGGGUCAUGGAGAAGUUGCAGCUGGACCAGGAGUUCCUUGAGCCUUAAGUCACUUAAAUUAAGUGACAACGAUUAAUACAAAGAAGGAAAACUUCAGUGCUCAAGUAGCUAAUUAUCAAUAAACCAUCUUCAGGGGGGAUCCAAAAUUCAUAUGAUCGGAGGAUCAGGUGCACCGGGCACUUGAAAAGUAUCAAAUGGAUUACGCGGGGAUUCGAUCUACUGCGAAUCUCACGAUUUUCUCGAGUGCUGGAUGUGCUUUGAUCUUAGGACAUGAUGAAUCUUUGUUUCGCCCCGCGAUUUUAGCUAUUUGAGCACCGGAGUUUCUCCUAAACUAUGGUGAUUUUAAGUGGCAGUUUGGACUUGGGUUUUUAAGAUUUGAUCCUGAGUGAUUUGAAUUUUUCUUUGCUUGUUAUAGCAACUAGUGGUUCUAUGAUGCAUUAUAUGUAAGUUAAGUCUUCUUUGCUUAGAUAUGUUGUCUAUAUCUUGUCUAUAAGUUCGUGUGAUGUGUCGUUAAGACUCCGUAAGAUUUGAGACUGAUAUUGAUUUCUGAGUGCUGUGAGCUCUAUUAAUA
Messenger RNA from Syzygium oleosum, 1949 nucleotides. RefSeq names its product BAHD acyltransferase DCR. The record is from RefSeq and is a predicted model, not a curated record. Bases 74 to 1426 code for a protein of 450 amino acids. NCBI's taxonomy places the organism in Eukaryota, Viridiplantae, Streptophyta, Magnoliopsida, Myrtales, Myrtaceae. The transcript has 2 exons.